AUGCCUCACCAAGUGAUUGAACAGGGAGACGGACUCAAAGUCUCCGUUUUAGGAGCCGCUGGCGGGAUCGGGCAGUCGCUCUCGCUGCUGUUGAAGACGCAGUUGCAGUUUUUGCUGCGCGGUGCAGACUGCGACUCGAAGAGGCUUUCCCUGGCGCUGUUCGACGUGAACAAGGAGGCCAUUGACGGCGUGGCUACGGAUCUCUCGCAUAUCGACACUCCAGUGGAAGUUUCGGCCCACUCGCCACAGUCUGGCGACUCCGCGGGGAUCGGGUCCUGUUUGGAGAAUGCAGACGUUGUGAUUAUCCCCGCGGGGAUGCCCCGUAAACCGGGGAUGACUAGGGACGAUUUGUUCAACAUAAACGCCAAGAUCGUCGCUCAAUUGACAGACUCGAUCGCCGAACACUGUGAUUUGCGCAAAGUGUUUGUCCUGGUCAUCUCGAACCCAGUGAACGCUUUGGUCCCCGUGAUGCACCACAGACUGCGUACAAAGCACCAGGGGCGUGUCCGUGGGACAGGCAUUGAAAGACGUGUCUUUGGUGUCACGAAACUGGAUAUCGUUCGUGCCUCGACUUUCCUAAGAGAAGUAGUGAACAAGGACUCAACAAACACAAUGCCCUUCGUGCCAGUGAUCGGCGGGCACUCAGGGGAGACAAUAAUCCCGCUGUUCUCCCAGAACGAAUUGUCGGAACAACUCACUAAGGAGCAAAGGGAUUUCCUAGUGAACAGGGUCCAGUACGGUGGUGACGAAGUGGUCAAGGCAAAGAACGGUAAAGGUUCUGCGACUUUGUCAAUGGCCCACGCGGCCUUCAAAUGCGCUCAGGAUUUCAUCAACGUUAUCUUGGGGAACACAAAGGAGAUCAACACGAUCAAUUUCGGGUCGCUACUAGACUUCGAGGGCAGGCCGAUCGCCCACGGCGCGGAGAAGUUGCUCAACGCGGUAGACAACUGCUCCUUCUUCGCGGUGCCCAUGACAGUGACUCGUGAAGGUGUCCAGUCGGUAGACUACACCAUAGUCUCACGCAUGGACGCAGCAGAGAAGAACGAGAUGCUGCCCCUGUGUGUCUCAAAGCUCAAGAAGAACGUCGCCAACGGCGAGACCUUCGCAGUCCAACUAGUCUAG
This is a messenger RNA of Huiozyma naganishii CBS 8797, 1122 nucleotides long. It is a transcript of the gene MDH2, whose product is annotated as malate dehydrogenase MDH2. The coding region runs from base 1 to 1122 and encodes 373 amino acids. Gene Ontology annotation, molecular function: L-malate dehydrogenase (NAD+) activity. Gene Ontology annotation, biological process: tricarboxylic acid cycle; malate metabolic process. Lineage: Eukaryota; Fungi; Ascomycota; Saccharomycetes; Saccharomycetales; Saccharomycetaceae. Gene Ontology annotation, cellular component: cytoplasm. The record is from RefSeq and is a predicted model, not a curated record. The transcript has a single exon.